Molecule: messenger RNA, 3996 nt
Organism: Lates calcarifer (barramundi perch)
Lineage: Eukaryota; Metazoa; Chordata; Actinopteri; Centropomidae
Gene: cdhr1a
Product: cadherin-related family member 1a
Exons: 17
Biological process (GO): homophilic cell-cell adhesion
Cellular component (GO): plasma membrane
Molecular function (GO): calcium ion binding
Source: RefSeq, a predicted model, not a curated record
GCAUAUGCCUGUAGCCUUCUCCAGUCGCCCACUAACACCUUUGAGAGCUGCAUCUCAUGUACAGGACUCUUGACAGAGCCGUCUUCAUGGUGCGGUUUCAUGACUUCAUUCUUUAGGAUGAAGAAUGUAAAGAUACCUCAUUUGCCACAGCUUUUUGUCUUUGUGCACGCCUGCUUUGCACAAGCAGACUUUGCCCCUUACUUCUAUGACAACGGACCCUACAGCCACAAUGGGAACCUGGCACUGUUCAGCCUGUCAGAGGACACGCCUGUCGGUACACAGAUCUAUUGUCUCAAUGGCACAGACCCUGAAGGCCAGGAGGUGAGGUAUGGCCUGUCCUUUGAUCCAGGGUCCAAAGAGUACUUCAGGGUUGACCCCCAAACUGGAAAUAUCACACUGGUGGAAAAGCUAGACAGAGAGAAACAAGAUUCUAUUGAUGUUCUUGUCAGCAUCACAGAUGGGCGAAGCAAGGUUGUGGAAAGAGUCACAAUUUUUGUCAUGGAUGCAAACGAUGAAAAGCCUGAAUUCCAAAACAUGCCUGCCUUCAUUGAUGUGCUGGAAACAACUGAGCCUGGCAGCAGCAUCUACAAAGUAGAGGCAGUGGACAGAGACACAGGCUCAGGGGGCUCAAUUACCUACUACCUUCAGAAUCCUCAGUCCACUUUGUUUACCAUUGACAGACACAGUGGUGUGCUUCGUAUCAAAUCUGGGGGAAUGUUGGAUUAUGAGAAAACAAAGACACACUUUGUGACUGUCAUUGCAAAGGAUGGUGGUGGUAAUUUCAAUGGCAAGGAGCAGUUUCUGUCAUCCUCUGCUACCCUGACAAUCAAUGUGAUCGAUGCACAAGACACUCCACCAUCUUUUAUUGGGACACCAUAUUUUGGCUACGUUUAUGAAGUCUCAGUGCCAGGAUCUGAAAUAUUCACUGUCAUUGCCAAAGAUGGUGAUGUGGGAAAUCCAAAUCCAAUUCGUUAUUCCUUUGAUGAUGGGGAUGAUGGCGUUUUUAGCAUCAAUAAAACAAGUGGAUGUAUCACCCUGCUGACUCUCCCCAUUUAUCUGAAGAGAGAGAUCUUUAACAUUAAAGUCAGGGUAAGUUGAAGGGAGGACAAGGAAGUAAGACUGAUGGACUAUGGGGUGACCACAGUGGUAAUCCGUGUGGUGGACCUGAACAAUAAUCCACCCACUUUCUACGGGGAGAAUGGCCCACAGAACAUGUUUGAGUUGACCAUGUACGAACACCCACCCGAGGGAGAGAUACUCCGGGGGCUGAAAAUCACUGUCAAUGACUCCGAUCAGGGUGCAAAUGCUAAAUUCAAUCUGAGACUGAUUGGACCAGGCAGUAUGCUGCGAGUCGUCCCUCAGACUGUGCUUAAUGAGGCCCAAGUCACAAUCUUAGUAGAAGAUUCUGCUGCCAUGGACUAUGAAAAACAUCAUUUUCUCACAUAUAAGCUACUUGCAGUUGAGAUUGAUACUCCAGAGAGAUUCAGCGCCACAGCAGACAUUAUCAUUCACCUCCUGGACACCAAUGACAACGCUCCCAAAUUCUCCUCAGAUUACUACAUUGCCAGAAUUCCAGAAAACUCACCCGGUGGCUCCAAUGUGGUGUCAGUCACGGCAACAGAUCCAGACUCAGGACCUUGGGGUGAAGUCAAGUACUCUGUCUACGGAUCAGGGGCUGACUUGUUCCUAAUCCAGCCUGCAUCUGGGAUCAUCUACACCCAGCCGUGGGCAAGCCUGGAUGCAGAGGUGAGGUCCAAGUAUAACUUCUACGUGAAGGCGGAGGACGCGGAGGGGAAGUACAGCCUGGCUGAGGUCUUUGUGACAGUGUUGGACCUGAAUGACCACCCCCCUGCUUUCAAUGACAACUUCCUGGAGAAGACCAUGGUCAUUGGAGCACCAGUGAAAAUAGAAGCUGUGGACGAUGAUGCAGAGGUACCCAACAAUGUUAUAGAGUAUGCCAUCAUGAAAGCUGAGCCAGACAACAACAUCUUUGACAUAAAUGCCGACACCGGGGAGAUCAUGCUCAAGUCCUACAUCAAGUCAAUGGCCAUCAUUCAGAACAUCACCAAGCAGAGAGACUUCACCUGGUCCCUGGUGGUGCAGGCCAGAGACCGAGGCCAGCCGUCCUUCAGCACCACUGCGGUCGUCAAGAUUGACAUCACUGAAGCUACUCAACUCAAAGGGGGGCCUUUGGGAUCAUUUUUAAUGCAGGGUAGAAACAAGCCUUUGCAAAUCCUAGGCAUUCUUGCUGGUGUCAUAAGUCUCAUGGUCAUAGUCACAGUCAUCAUCUCCACUGCAACAUUCAUGCGCAACAAAAAGUCCAACCGGAUCCUGCCUAACCGCCGUGUAAGGAGGAGGCCGCGGAAACAACACACUUGGAACUUGAAAAACCCCUUCAAAGCACCAGAAAAUGCUGGAGAGAAAUUUAGAGUCGAAGAGGAAGAGCGAGAGCCCGAGGUCAUCGUGGAGAACAUCAACCAUAACAACAAUGUUGUUAGAAACUGGCCUCCACCGCCCUGUGCCCCAUCUCUGCCCCCUCCCCCACCCCCCUACAUCCCAGGGCAGAGGCAGUGGGCCAUACCCACCAGCUCCUCAACAGUGGCACCCAAACCUAAAAAGAAGCCAGUGAUCACCAGACAGGACUCUGUGAACAAAGCACUGGUGUCAGAGCUCAAGAUGAGACUGGAGCAAAAGAGGAUGCUGGAACACCGAUAGUGCUUGACAAAACAAUCUCACCUCAAGGUCUGUUUAGUGGCUGUUAUCAGCAGGUGAAGAUAAUGCCCCGUUGUCAUGGAAAUAUAGAUGUUCACAUUUCCAUUUUUUGCAGAACUUGAGAAACUAGAUAAACAGAAAUUUUAAAAUGGAAAUUUGAACGUCCUCAUUUCUGACAAUUGGGCAGACACGAUUGAAGAUUAUGAAGAUUACUACCGUAAUUUCCGGACUGUAAGCCGCUACAAGCUUCAUGCCACAAAAACAUUUAGACACCUGUGGCUUAUAGACAAGUGCGGUCUGUAUAUGUACUUUUUUUUUUUCUUUUUAAAUUUAGUGGGUGCGGCUUAUAGUCAGGUGUGCUCAAUAGUCCGGAAAUUACGGUAUAUAUUGUUUCCUAAGCCAAGACUGGGCAUGAUAGUGCUUUGUGUGUGUGUGUGUGUGUGUGUGUGUGUGUGUGGCUAAGGUAUUCCUGACAUUGUGGGGACGUAAGUCUGUUUAUACAGUCACAUUAUGGGGACUUGUCUUCCUGGGACAAAAAACAACCCCCAAUAAAGUAAAUCAUUAAAUGUUAAGGUGAAGACAUGCUCUAAGAUUAGUGUAAGGGUUAGGGUCAGGUAAGUAGCACUUAUGAUUAAGAUUUAAGUAAGUCUCCAGGAAAUUAAUGUAAGUCAGUGUAGUGUCCCCUGAAGCCACAAAGACAAGAGUUUAUGUGUGUUUGUAUGUGUGUGUCCAUGUGUGUGUAUGGGGGGGUGACUGUUUUCAGGAAGUUUAAAUACAAUAAAACACCUGACAGCUAAAUUCCUAAUAAUGUCAUUUUAUAUAAUGAAAAAAAUAUGAUAUAAAAUUCUUUAUGUUUUCAUUUCACAACCAUUCAUUGUUUGUCUGGUUCAAGUCUCUGUGUUAUUUUAUAACACAUAUAUCCCACCUUUUGAACCAUUUGCUGACAAACUUGUGGCUUAAAGUUCUUCAACCCAGAUCCCUUGUCUGGAAUGAAGUCAUUCAGAUUUCAACAAGCAGGACUGUUUAUUUGGGAUACAACCAAGCUCCUUACAAGAGAUUUCAUGACACUUGAACUGACUAAAGAGAUCAGCCUGAGGGAAGGGCACCAGAGUGAUCACGUUAGGAAGACCUUUAAUCCCACUGCGCAGGUGUAAAGCACUGUUUAGAGCCCUGUUAUGCAGCAGUCACAAUAUGCAUACAUUCUGAUUUAAGGAACUGUGUUUCAUAUGUUUACUGUAAAUGUGGUGGUAUAUCUGUUUCAACUGGUGUCUUUUUUGGUCAAAA